GGAGCCUGCAUAUUGUUCUGCGGAGACUGAAGAGGGGGGGGCAGCAGUGCAUGGAGGAAACGCCCAGCAUGGUGUCCGGCCUCCUGCUCACCAUGGGAUUCUGCAUCGCCAUCAUCAUCAUCUUCGCCAGCACCGGACGGAGUGUAAGUGUGCACGCAGGCUCCCUGGCGAUGGUGUGUGUGGUUCUGUGUGUGAGCGCCGCCCUGCUGGUUGCUCUGCCAUGGCUGGCGGUGGUUCGGCGCUGUGGGGGGGUGCUGGCGCUCUUCGUCUGGGGGAUGCUCUACAUCACCGCCAUCGUGUUCAUCUUCACGGGGGGGCCAGUGUCUGCUUGGGAGCAGGUGGCAUUUUUUCUCUUCCUCUCUCUCUCAGUGUACACUGUGCUUCCUGUCUCCCUGUUCUGGGCUCUCAUAUUUGGGAUUGGUGCCUCUGUGUCUCACAUCAUCAUCAUCAGUGUGUAUGUUCCUGUGACCAGCCCCCAAACACCAGACCUGGCCAUUCAGGAGCACCUCCUGUUGUCAGUGUUACCACGGUACAUCGCCAUGGAGUUGAAGACGGAGAUAAUCAGGCAUCUUUCUCAGAAAAUGCCCACCAAGGAGAGCAACUUCCACAGCCUUUACAUCCGACAGGACAAGGAUGUGAGUAUUCUCUAUGCAGACAUUGUGGGAUUCACCAGCCUGGCCAGCAGCUGCUCUCCCGAGGAACUGGUCAAUAUCCUCAACAAGCUGUACGGCCGAUUCGACGACAUUGCAAAGAGGAACGAGUGUUUGCGCAUUAAGAUUCUGGGGGACUGUUAUUACUGUGUGUCGGGCCUGCCUGAGUUCACCCCCAGCCACGCCCGCAACUGUGUGCAGAUGGGCCUGGACAUGUGCACAGCCAUUAAUAAACUUCGAGAGGCUACGGGGGUGGAGAUUAGCAUGCGAGUGGGCGUGCACACAGGAUACGUUCUGAGUGGCGUGAUUGGCCUACAGAAGUGGCAGUAUGACGUCUGGUCACAUGACGUAACUUUGGCCAAUCACAUGGAGUCUGGAGGCCUACCAGGGCGGGUUCACAUAACAGAGGAAACACUGAAGCACCUUGGGGGGGCGUUCCAGGUGGACGAGGGGAACGGGGCGAGCAGAGAUGCCUACUUACAGGGCAGGGACACAUACCUCAUCAUCGACCCCCAAAACCAGAACACCAAAUCUGAGUCUUACAGUCUCAGAGGACAAAAGCUCAAAGCUUCAGUCAGGAUGUCUCAGUACCUUCAGUCCUGGAAGACCACCAGCCCUUUCUCUGAACUCAGCCACACCCACCACACUGAGGCCACUCCCACCACCAGCCCCUUCUCUGAACUCAGCCACGCCCACCACCCUGAGGCCACUCCCACCACCAGCCCUUUCUCCGAACUCAGCCACGCCCACCACCCUGAGGCCACUCCCACCACCAGCCCCUUCUCUGAUUUCAGCCACGUCCACCACCCUGAGGCCGCUCCCACCACCAGCCCUUUCUCUGAACUCAGCCACACCCACCACCCUGAGGCCACUCCCACCACCAGCCCUUUCUCUGAACUCAGCCACACCCACCAUCCUGAGGCCACUCCCACCACCAACCUUUUCUCUGAACUCAGCCACGCCCACCACCCUGAGGCCACUCCCACCACCAGCCCCUUCUCUGAACUCAGCCACGCCCACCACCCUGAGGCCACUCCCACCACAAGCCCUUUCUCCGAACUCAGCCACGCCCACCACCCUGAGGCCACUCCCACCACCAGCCCCUUCUCUGAACUCAGCCACGCCCACCAUCCUGAGGCCACUUCCAGGGUCACACCUGAUUCCCCGCCGGUCUCUACCAGGGCAGCUCACCUGUCGACAAGGAGACCGUCACCUCAGACAGAGCAUAGAAGUCUAAACUGGAAACCAUCUCCAGUGUUGGAAGCCCUAGAUCCUCUGGGCCCUGAGAAGGUGAACGCUGACACACCAAGGCUGAACUUCUUGACCCUCUUCUUCAAUAAAUUCUCCCUGGAGAAGAAGUAUCGUUUCUCAGACCUGGAGGAGCUGCACCUGUCCAUCAGCUGUCUUGCCCUCAUCUUUACCUGUGUGUUCGUGGUCCACAUGCUGGUCUCCCAAAAGAACGCUGCUCUGGGAAUCUCAUACGGUGUCACCUUCCCUGUUCUUGUGUUCCUGCUCUUUAUCGUCUUCACUGGAUACCUGCAGCCGUGGCGCUCUAAGAUGCCUCAGGGUGUGCAGUGUGUGACCUCGCUGUCACAGCUCGUCUCCACCAGGGCGGCGCUGCGACUCUUCCUGGUUUCCUUCUGUGUUCUGAUCACUCUGCUCAUGGCCAUCCUUAACUUUUUCUUCCUCCCCGAGCCCAGUUGUUCCAGUUUCCCCCAGAAUGCAUCAGUGCUGGAGACCUUCAAACUCUACACUGUGCCAUAUUACCUGUACACAUGUUUGCUGGCCAUGCUGGGGGUGGUGGUGUUUGUCAGAGUGUGCCAGGAGGUGAAGCUCUUCCUGGCCACACUGGCUGUGGUGGUCUACCUCGCUCUCUUCCUCCAUGUCUAUGCCCUGCGUUCUGAAUGCUACAUCCACCAGCUCUACAGCAAUGGAAGCCAGCCAGCUGUGCUGAAGGAGCCCAAGGUCAUGGCUGGAAUCUGGCUUUUCGUUUUCUACUUCACUAUCCUCAUACUGAUCCGACAGGGUGAGGUGGCGUGCCGUGUGGAGUUCCUGUUGGGGCAGCGUUUUCAGAAGGAAAAGGAGACCAUGGAGACCAUCCAGAAGGCCAAUGAGCUGCUGCUGCAUAAUGUCCUGCCCAUGCAUGUGGCAAAGGUCUUCAUGGACAAGGCCCACUGCAACCAGGAUUUGUACAGCCAGUCCUGUGAGUCAGUGUGCGUGAUGUUCGCCUCGGUGCCGCAGUUCUAUAAGGAGUUCUACACAGAGAGCAGUGUGAACCACAACGGGCUGGAGUGUCUCCGCGCUCUGAACGAGAUGAUCGCCGACUUUGAUGAGCUCCUGGCCGAACCCAAGUUCAGCAGUGUGGAGAAGAUCAAGACGAUUGGCAGCACAUACAUGGCAGCCACAGGCCUGACCAAGACUCACACAGAGGAGCGCCAGGACUCUAGAAUGACAUAUAGUCAUGUGCAUACUAUGGUGGACUUUGCAUUGGCUCUGAUGGGCAAAUUAGAAAACUUCAACACACACUCCUUCAACAACUUCAAACUGAGGAUCGGACUGAACCAGGGACCGGUGAUCGCAGGGGUGAUUGGGGCUCAUAAACCCCAGUAUGAUAUCUGGGGGAACACUGUCAACGUUGCCAGCAGGAUGGAUAGCACGGGGGUCCUGGACAAGAUUCAGGUGACGGAGGAGAUGGCUCAGGUGGUGCAGUCGCUAGGAUACAGUGUGACUCUGCGGGGAGUCAUCAACGUCAAGGGCAAGGGAGAGCUGACCACUUACUUUAUCAACACUGACCACCACUGACCGCUACUGAAUGCUACUGACCACUACUGACCGCUUCUGACCACUACUGACCAUCACUGACCGCUACUGACCACUGCUGACCACCACUGACCGCUACUGAUGGGUACUGACCACCACUGACCAUCACUGACUGCUACUGACCACCACUGACCAUCACGGACUGCUACUGACCACCACUGACCAUCACUAACCACUACUGACUAUCACUAACCACCACUGACCAUCAUGGACCGCUACUGACCACCACUGACCAUCACUGACCACUACCGACCACUACUGACCGCUACUGACGGCUACUGACCACCACUGACCAUCACUGACCGCUACUGACCACCACUGACCAUCACUGACCACUACUGACCAUCACUAACCACCACUGACCAACAUGGACCGCUACUGACCACCACUGACCACUACUGACCACCACUGACCACGACUGAGCACUGACCUCCACUGACCUGACUACUGACUACUACUGCACUUACUCUCUGCAUAUCGCAGCACUGACUUCCUCAGUACUGACCACUGAUUAAAUCCUUUUUCCAUCAUUGAUGGACAACCCUGCAGUGCUGAUCUGCGCCACCACUGGCCCACUCGCUAACAGAGCGUCCAGCACUGAUCCACUCGCUAACAGAGCGUCAGCACUGAUCCACUCGCUAACAGAGCGUCAGCACUGACCCACUCGCUAACAGAGCAUCAACACUGACCCACUCGCUAACAGAGCGUCAGCACUGACCUACUCGCUAACAGAGCGUCAGCACUGACCUACUCGCUAACAGAGCAUCAACACUGACCCACAUGCUAACAGAGCAUCAACACUGACCCACUCGCUAACAGAGUGUCAGCACUGAUCCACAUGCUAACAGAGCGUCAGCACUGAUCCGCUCGCUAACAGAGCAUCAACACUGAUCUACUCGCUAACAGAGCAUCAACACUGACCCACUCGCUAACAGAGUGUCAGCACUGAUCCACAUGCUAACAGAGCGUCAGCACUGAUCCGCUCGCUAACAGAGCAUCAACACUGAUCUACUCGCUAACAGAGCAUCAACACUGACCCACAUGCUAACAGAGCAUCAACACUGACCCACUCGCUAACAGAGCAUCAGCACUGACCUACUCGCUAACAGAGCAUCAACACUGACCCACUCGCUAACAGAGCAUCAACACUGACCCACUCGCUAACAGAGCAUCAGCACUGACCCACUCGCUAACAGAGCAUCAACACUGACCCACUCGCUAACAGAGCAUCAACACUGACCCACUCGCUAACAGAGUGUCAGCACUGACCCACUCGCUAACAGAGCAUCAACACUGACCCACUCGCUAACAGACUGUCAGCACUGACCCACAUGCUAACAGAGCGUCAGCACUGAUCCACAUGCUAACAGAGCAUCAACACUGAUCCACUCGCUAACAGAGCAUCAACACUGAUCCACUCGCUAACAGAGCAUCAACACUGAUCCACUCGCUAACAGAGCAUCAACACUGAUCCA
Molecule: messenger RNA, 4945 nt
Organism: Anguilla anguilla (European eel)
Lineage: Eukaryota; Metazoa; Chordata; Actinopteri; Anguilliformes; Anguillidae
Product: adenylate cyclase type 2-like
Exons: 24
Coding region: 51-3452 (1133 amino acids)
Biological process (GO): adenylate cyclase-inhibiting G protein-coupled receptor signaling pathway; intracellular signal transduction; cAMP biosynthetic process
Cellular component (GO): plasma membrane
Molecular function (GO): adenylate cyclase activity
Source: RefSeq, a predicted model, not a curated record